UAGAUAUUGAAAGUUUGCUUUUGAAAAAAAUAAUAGGUUAAAUAAUGAAAGUUCUUAAAAAGAUUUUUAGGGGUUUCUAUGGUCUAAGGCUUGUUCCUUAUGUUAGUAAGAUAGAUCCUGUAUCUAAUCUUAGAUAUAUACAAUAUCCUUAUGAUAUUACAUCUCCAUUAUCUGUUAAGUUGCAUGAAAGAAGGAAAGAUAUUUUUAAAAAAAGUCAAAUUUUCUGGAAAAACAAUAAUACUCUUUAUUUUAAAAAAAUGGAAAUGUUUUACAACGAUAUUAUUAAAAAAAAAGGCAUAGUUACUGAUGAUGAUAUGAUUGUAUUUUAUAGUGAUUAUUUGAAGAGUUCUAAGUCAGAAAUGAGGAAACAUCAAUGGUGGUGGUAUUGGCAAAUUUUUGGUAUUUUGAUAGAUAGUUUUAAGGUCUGGGUAAAUAAUGUUGCAGACCAUUCUUCUUUUUUUUUUCAUGUAUAUAGGAAAAGAUAGUGAAUAUAUUUGAGGCUGUAUAUCAGAAUGUG
Molecule: messenger RNA, 517 nt
Organism: Pneumocystis carinii B80
Lineage: Eukaryota; Fungi; Ascomycota; Pneumocystomycetes; Pneumocystales; Pneumocystaceae
Exons: 2
Coding region: 45-485 (146 amino acids)
Biological process (GO): intrinsic apoptotic signaling pathway
Cellular component (GO): mitochondrion
Source: RefSeq, a predicted model, not a curated record